UAAGAAAGCCACAGUGUGUAGUUGCCUCGUGGUUGGCUCCAAUCCUUUAAAGACAUUUCUGUAAACGGCUUGACUAGGUCUUCGGUUUGGAUUUCUUAAUUUUGAUCUUGUUUGAUAAGUAAAUGCAAUUUACUUAUCAAAUUAAUUCAUUACAUAAGCAGCUAAAUAAUAAAUCUUCUAAUAAUCAAGAUGGAGGACGACUAUCAACGCUAUAGACGAGAACAGGAAGAAGCUGUUUCAAAUCAAAGCGGGACUUCAGCCGGUGACGUACUUUUUACCAUUCUUCCCAACAUUUGCAGCCUUCUUCUGGCCCUUACUUUAACAACGCUUUGUGGACCUGAAAUUAGUCGGCAGUCACGAAUACUUUUAGAAUUUUGCAUUACGAUUAUACCGUCUAUUUUGUGCUGUACGAUUUUAUCAGAAAAAGUAAUUGCCAUUUCUCAAGUUUUCCUCAUAGUAUCGGCGGCGAACAUCUUGUCGAUCCUUGCUUGGAAACCAAGGGAUUCCUUCAAAUCUAGUUCUAAUUUAAAUCCAAAUAAAUUGGGAUUCAUAACAAAUUUUCGAGCUAUAGUUAAUAUCAUGACGGCUGUCUGCAUUUUGGCAGUGGAUUUCACAUGCUUUCCAAGAAAGUUUGUAAAAACUGAAACCUACGGCUACAGUUUAAUGGAUGUAGGUGUCGGAUUAUUUAUAAUGUCCAAUGCAUUAGUCUCGCGAGAAGCUAGACACAUUGAGAUGGAUUAUAAAGCACCCUUUUUUGCAGGACUUGUGAAAACCUUUAGAGGAUCGAUAGUAUUGCUAAUUCUAGGCUUUGUGAGAUACGUAGCUGUGGAAUUUCUGGGUUAUCAGAAACACGUUAGUGAAUAUGGUGUACACUGGAAUUUCUUUUUAACUUUAGCUUGUGUUAAACUAUUCACAGGUAUCCUUUCAAAAAGCUUAGCUUCAAAGUAUUCGUUGCUAACGGGACUAUGGAUUUUAUUUAUGCACGAAUACGCAUUAAGUACAAAGGGAUUGAAGGAGUGGGUUUUAAGCAACGAGUCCAGGAAUGACUUAUUAUCAGCCAACAGAGAAGGGUGGGUUUCGAUACCUGGGUAUGUAGCGCUCUAUUUAAUUAGUAUAGCUUUAGGAAGAUUGAUACACUUAACGUAUCAUAAGACUGACAGUCAUCUAGCCCUUAACAUCAAAAUAUCUGGAUAUGAACUUCAAAUUGGAUACACGCGAUCAAUGUCCCUCACUUUUAAACUAUAUGUAAUUACUAAUUUAGCAUUUUUUGCAACCUAUAUCUGUGAACAGUAUUUUCGAGUAUCACGAAGAUUAGCCAAUUCGGGAUAUUGUUUAUGGAUAAUUACUCUUAGCUCCUUAUUACUUACAUUUUUAUUAAUGAUAGAUGUAAUAUUGGAAUGCAUUUCUGGAUGUCUUAGAGAUAAACCUAGAAGUACAGCUAAUAAACAUUUGAGCCAAGAUAAUUCAAAUACCAAAGAUAAUAUUAAUAUAAUAAAAACAUUGGAGAUUUUUGAGACUGUCAACGAUAAUGGAUUGAUAUUUUUCCUUUUUGCAAAUGUAUUAACAGGUACAAUAAAUAUGACAAUGAAGACUAUGCGCGUUGAUGAACCCCGAUCAAUAGCUAUUAUUAUUACUUAUAUGGUUGUUAACAUAACAUUUGUAAUGCUGCGUCACAAGGGAAAGCACCUACUUAAUCCUAAGAAAAUUAAUUAAUUCAUUAAAAAUGAAUAAUUUUUAAGUCUU
This is a messenger RNA of Ceratosolen solmsi marchali, 1743 nucleotides long. RefSeq lists its product as uncharacterized. The coding region runs from base 190 to 1713 and encodes 507 amino acids. The record is from RefSeq and is a predicted model, not a curated record. Gene Ontology annotation, molecular function: glucosaminyl-phosphatidylinositol O-acyltransferase activity. Gene Ontology annotation, biological process: protein localization to plasma membrane; GPI anchor biosynthetic process. Gene Ontology annotation, cellular component: membrane; endoplasmic reticulum. The transcript has 2 exons. Lineage: Eukaryota; Metazoa; Arthropoda; Insecta; Hymenoptera; Agaonidae.